UUUUUUGAUUCUGUUUUCAUUGGUCCCAGAAAACUCCUGGAUAGAGGUUUGGGUGCGAACAACUUAGUUGACGAGGUUGAAGACGAUGCAUGUGAGAUCCAGUGUCGCAGCUCAGGUAUCAGCGAGCUUCAGCGAAGGACAAAGUGCUUCAUUUCGAUCGGAACUGAACAUCCCGGCAACAAAGCAGUACACGACAAAGCUACCGAUUUCAUUCUUGGUACUUUGAAGGAUAUGGCGACCGAAACCGAGGUUACGGCAAGAAAAUCCGAGCACAAGUGGAGGCAGCAAUUCGCGAGCAAUGUAUAUUUCCGGUUCAAUGUGGAGCACGGACUCGACGAAAUGGGUUUGGAGGAGUACAAGAAAGUCGGGAUCUUGGACGCUACAACAGAUGCGUACCUCAAGACGUGGACGGUGCAGGCCAUGAUGGACCGUUGCACAAAGGCUCUCGUUGAAAAGCAAUGUGUGUACGAGACUGAUUUUUCUUGA
This is a messenger RNA of Macroventuria anomochaeta, 486 nucleotides long. RefSeq lists its product as uncharacterized. Gene Ontology annotation, cellular component: membrane. The annotation marks the transcript as partial. Gene Ontology annotation, biological process: arachidonate metabolic process. The transcript has a single exon. Lineage: Eukaryota; Fungi; Ascomycota; Dothideomycetes; Pleosporales; Didymellaceae. The record is from RefSeq and is a predicted model, not a curated record.